AUGUCGUCCAUUCCCAUGUCCCAUCUGGGCGGUCAAGCCUUCAACCACAGCGUGAACAAUAAUUCCGAGGCUGAAUACGAUCGGCUGCGCGACCUCGCGCGCGCCGAAGCGGCAAAGCGCAACUCAUGCUUCGACCGGGCGCACCAAGCCUACGAGCGCGGCGACGGCGCCGAAGCCAAAGAGCUAAGCAACGAAGGCAAGCGACACGCCGCCAAAAUGGACGAGUACAACAAACAAGCGUCGGACUUCAUCUUUCGGGAGAACAACUUGAUGGGGCGUGUGCCGGACGACACGAUCGACCUGCAUGGACAGUUCGUCGAGGAGGCCGAGGAGAUCCUGGAGCAACGGAUUCGGUACGCGCAGCAACACGGACAGACGCACCUGCAUGUUAUUGUGGGUAAGGGAAACCACUCGGCCAACCACGUGCAGAAGAUCAAGCCGCGCGUGCAGCAGGUGUGCAACGAGUUGGGGUUGAAGUAUGCCACUGAGGACAACGCCGGGAGGAUGUACAUCAAUUUGAAGGGUGAGGAUGUGGUCGAAGUGCCCGACUUGCCGAGUCAUCCUUCGGGCGGGCAUGGCAGGCAGCCUGGGAGUGGUGGGCAUGGUCAGCAACAUGGGGGGCAGUCGACGCCGCAUCAUGGAGGUGCGCAGCAUGGAGGGGGACAGCAACAAGAGGAGGGUGAUUUGGUGGGGAAGAUUGUGUCGAAGCUCACCAAGAAGCUGGGUGAUUGCUGUGUGGUCAUGUGA
Messenger RNA from Pseudomassariella vexata, 747 nucleotides. RefSeq lists its product as uncharacterized. Bases 1 to 747 code for a protein of 248 amino acids. Lineage: Eukaryota; Fungi; Ascomycota; Sordariomycetes; Amphisphaeriales; Pseudomassariaceae. The record is from RefSeq and is a predicted model, not a curated record. The transcript is spliced from 3 exons.